Archocentrus centrarchus (flier cichlid) is the source of this 2633-nucleotide messenger RNA. RefSeq names its product RNA binding motif, single stranded interacting protein (gene rbms3). Gene Ontology annotation, cellular component: ribonucleoprotein complex. The record is from RefSeq and is a predicted model, not a curated record. Gene Ontology annotation, molecular function: RNA binding. Bases 1211 to 2461 code for a protein of 416 amino acids. Lineage: Eukaryota; Metazoa; Chordata; Actinopteri; Cichliformes; Cichlidae. The transcript is spliced from 14 exons.
UUACCACCCUGUCAGUGUGGAAGAGAAGGAGAGAGAGAGAGAGAGAGAGAGGCUGAUAGACUGUAAUAGAGAGAGCGCACGGGAGAGAGAGAGCAGCUGUGUGACAGAGAGAAAGAGAAUGAGGCAGGGUGCUUAGAGGAGUGAGAGAGCCAGGGAAGAAAUAAGAAACACAUUUUACAAGAGCAGAAAGAGGGAGGAUCGCAGACGAGGGACUCCUUCUCCACUGGGCACCCGGGACACUGUCACUGUGGGGGCUUUUUUCACUCAUCUACUAGCUGGAACUCAGUGGAUUGAAAAACCAACCAGUGGAUUUUUUUUAAAUAUAUGCUUGUGUCACAUCAUUUAGAAACUGGGAUCUUUUCUCUGUUAUCUGUCCUCCCGCUGGCUCAACCGCUACGGACUGAAAUUGCUUUGUGUGUCUGUGUUCAGCUCUUGUGUUGUGACUCUGCUCCUCGCACAAAGUGCAUCUGACGGCUCUGAGGAUAUCUCCCCUCUGUCAAACAGGACAGCACGCAGCCAUCGUCGAAUCAGACGGAGGCAAGAGAGAAAGUGUGUGCGUGUGUGUAUGUAAGAGAGGGAAAGAGAGAGUGAGAGGGGCUGUGAGAGAGCGAGAGUCAGAUUCACAGUGUUUGAGAGAGAGAGAGAGAGGGGCAGAUUAAAGCCCAGGCAAAAGACUGGAGUGAAACAGCUUAAAUAGAGAAGUGAACGUAUACGUCCUCUCCCGUUUUCCUUGCCAUUCCUUUCCUCCUCCUCCUCCUCCUCUUCUCCCAUUUUCCAACAUUUAUAGGACUGCCAGAGCUACUGCCACCUGCACCUCCUCGCAUCUUCUCUUUCCUCUUCUUCCUCUACCUCACCCUUAUUAGGCGUUAUUAGCCGACAGCACUCUGUAAUACACGCCUGCCUUGCUUCUAGCACUUGUGGAAAUAUUUGCGUUGAUCCAGGAGUGUGAGACUGAGUGAGCAUCUGCGUGGUACCAGUAAGACACAGUUCGUCAGGAGCUUCCCCUUCAGAGGCAGACCUUCCUCCCAGCCACUGUCCGGCACGCAAACCCCGCUUACUCCCUGGAGGGAUCAGCCAGUGACACAGUGGUGCGGAUAGCAAAGACAGGAAUUGCACAGUCCCUUCACUGCCUCUAUCCCGUUGCUAGCUACUUGGCAGCUCCCGCCCCCGUGUCACCAUUCCCUGCCUCAGUGCUAAGGAUUCCAGCUACAUGGGCCAGCGAUUGGAGCAGCAGCCAAUGUACCCUCAGUACACCUACUACUACCCCCACUAUCUCCAGACCAAGCAGCCCUAUGCUCCACCCCCUCAUCCCAUGGCUCCUCCCAGCCCCAGCACCAACAGCUGCAGCCAGGGAGGGGCAGAGCAGCUGAGUAAGACCAACCUGUACAUUCGAGGCCUGCCACCUGGGACCACUGACCAGGACCUCAUCAAACUCUGCCAACCGUAUGGGAAAAUAGUAUCAACCAAGGCCAUUCUGGAUAAGAACACUAACCAGUGCAAAGGAUAUGGCUUUGUGGAUUUUGACAGCCCAGCUGCAGCACAGAAGGCCGUGUCAUCUCUCAAAGCCACUGGGGUGCAGGCCCAAAUGGCCAAGCAACAAGAGCAGGACCCCACCAACCUGUACAUCUCCAACCUGCCAGUGUCUAUGGAUGAACAGGAGCUGGAGAAUAUGCUGAAGCCUCUGGGUCACGUCAUCUCCACAAGGAUACUGAGGGAUGCCAAUGGGGUCAGCAGAGGAGUCGGCUUUGCGAGGAUGGAGUCCACAGAGAAAUGUGAAGUGGUGAUACAGCACUUCAAUGGAAAAUACCUGAAAACCCCACCAGGCAUUCCAGCUCCCACGGAGCCUUUGCUGUGCAAAUUUGCCGACGGAGGGCAGAAGAAACGCCAAAGCCAGAGCAAGUACCCUCAGAAUGGAAGGCCGUGGCACAGAGAAGGCGAGACUGGCAUGGCGUUAACAUAUGAUCCUGCUGCAAUGCAGAAUGGGUUCUACUCCUCGCCUUACAGCAUCGCCACCAACCGCAUGAUCGCACAGACCUCCAUCACGCCCAUCAUCGCUGCUUCCCCCGUUUCCACAUAUCAGGUCCAGAGUACGUCAUGGAUGCCUCAUCAACAAUAUGUUAUGCAACCUACAGGUGCAGUGUUCACGCCACCCAUGGACCACACUAUGUCCAUGCAGCCUGCCAGUAUGAUGGGCCCUCUCACCCAGCAGAUGAACCAUCUGUCCCUGGGCACUACAGGAAGUUACAUGACUGCUGCAGCCGCUGCGGCGCCUAUGCAAGGGACCUACAUUCCCCAGUACACUCCUGUGCCUCCAACCGCUGUCCCUGUCGAAGGAGUGGUGACAGACGCUUCACCCCAGACAGUGGCUCCUUCAUCACAGGAGGUGGCUGGCCAGCAGCAACAGAUCCAGGUGGACAGUGCUACUGACCAUGUUCCUGCUUACUCAUACCAGUCCAAAUAGCAACGGCCUGAGCGAAUGUUCCUGUGACAGCGUUGCCUUGAGACAGAAGGUGGCUGCACUGUGAAUGUGAGGAAAAGAGAGAAGAAAGAGAUUGCUUCCAGAUUGCCCAGGCACCAAAAAAGAGACACUUUUUUCAUUUCCUACCUGGCCUACAAGAAAAAAAAAAAAUCAA